ACCUUUUUCCAUCCAUAAGCAUUGCUCUUCCGUUCUUCAUAUGAAUAAUUUAUUCCAGUCUGGAGAGAUCGAUGUACAGCAAUUCGAUCGUGUCGUUCAGUCAUUUUAUGAAGGCACGAGUAAUGCAGAAAGACAAAAUGCACAAAACGUGCUGACUGAAUUCAAGAGUCAUCCGGACGCUUGGCAGUGUGUCGACCGCAUACUUGAUCGAUCGUCUCGUAUACAGUCUAAAUUUAUAGCGCUUGGUAUAUUAGAAAACUUUAUAAAAGUCAAGUGGAACUUGUUGCCUUUGGAACAAAGAUUGGUGAUUCGUGAUUACAUUGUCAAAUUGAUCAUUGACAGUCAUCAAAGUACGGUUCAUGAUAGCAGCAGCAAUAACAACAACAACAACAACCGGUCUGCGGCUUAUAUCAACAAGUUGGAUUGGGUCCUUGUGCAGAUCUUGAAAAAGGAUUGGCCAACGUAUUGGCCUACCUUUAUACAAGAAAUUGUUGAUUCUAGUCUCGCCAACGAAACCAUCUGUGAGAAUAAUAUGAGAAUAUUACAAUAUCUCAGUGAAGAGGUCUUUGACUACUCGGACGAUUACAUGACAAAAGCAAAGAUGCAAAAGCUACGAAAACAACUCAUGGAUGAAUUCAGUCUUAUUUUCGAUUUGUGCAAAAGAAUCUUUAUCUCGUCCACACAAACGCGCCCGGUGUUCAAUCGUUCUCUUCUCACUACCACCUUACACACAUUCUUAAAGUUCCAAAGCUGGAUAUCGCCAGACAUGAUACUACAACAGGACUUACUGCAACUGCUACAGAUAAUACUAAGAGACGGAGACAACGAACAAAAAAACCUGAUUAUACAAAGUUUCACAGAAAUCGUCAAAGUAGUCUUCAACAGCAGCAGCAGCAGCAGCAGCAGCACAGACAUGGAGCAGCUGGCACAGCAUCGUUCUAUCAUUGACCUUAUCGUGACAGCCAUUUAUCAUCAAUUUCUCGGGGACACACCUGCCCUGUUGGCCGAAGAAGACGAGGAUGUGCUACAAUCGCUAUGCACUCUCCUGACGUCUUCUCUCACUCUUCCAUAUAUCGCAGUGUCCUCCUUGCCAACCGACACGAUGCGCCAAUGUUGGGCCUACCUAUUACACAUGACAUUCGCUUCUUCGGACGAAAAAGAGCUGCGUCAAUUAGGCUUGACCUAUUGGCAUCAGCUCAUCCUUUCGUUGAAAAAUAACAAGACGGCUUCUCCAUGCCAUCCUGCCCUUCCUCCUGUGUUGGAACAACUCGCCAUCGAAACAGUACAACACAUGAUGCCGCCAGACGCUGUCUUAUACGUGCAGCCCGAUCAAAGAGAAUUUGUCCAACUGAGCCACUCGGAACGCGUGCUACCUCAGUUGAUGCAGGAUGUGUUGUGCAACAUGGCCGAGUUACCCUCCUUCCAUCAUCCUCUGCAACAGAUCCUCACCGACCGUAUCCACAACGCACUUCUCAGCCCUUCGCCUGCAAACUGGCACGAUCUUUACCGGUGCGUGUGGGCCACUGGGGCGCUCAUUCACAAACAAGCAGCACUCGACCAGAGCGACGCCUUGGCCAGAGCUCUCUUACUGGAGAAAUUAUACCCUGCCAUGCAAACCCACGGCAGUACGGACGAUCCAUAUGCCUGGGUGCUCUUCUCUUGCGCUGUCUAUAUAGCCGAACAAUCCCGCCCACCCUUUUUGAUGGAGCAUUACUGGAACUUGACCUACAGGCUGCUGGAACGACUCUUCCAAGCGGUUGUCCUGCAGCAACAACAGCCCAUCAUCGAAGACGGUAUAAAAGAAUUUUGUUUGCACGCUCUACUCAAAUUGUCUGUAGAAUGCAAGGAAAACAUGGCCAUGUCAUCCACUCACAUCAACGGACACAUCAUGCCCUCCUUUUUGUCCAUCCUAUUGGAAAAAUGGGAACUCAUCUACCAGCAGUUGACUCCAGCACAGUUGGAAACGAUGUAUGCUAUCCUAGGCACUGUGAUAACAGCUAUAGCACGGGAGCCAUCCAAACGCGCCACUUUGCAGGCAGUGAUGAAUACGCCUAAUCGACUGAUAACGAAAGCAUUCAAUCACCCGUCAGCACUCUUACUAGAACAACCCUUCACCCCUUUGAGAUCUGUGCUGAACGUAGUCAAGAUCAAUAAGGCCAUCUGUUUAUCCGCCAAGUCGACUGUUUAUCAAUACCAAUGGGUCGACAUCCAACCCUCUUUCAUACAAGCCUAUACCAUGGCCGCUCAGUAUAUAGUGGAGAGCAAGAGAAAUGGCUCUGUACAAUUCAAGCUCAUGUGGCAAAUCAGAAAACAAAUUUUAGAGUUACUGGAGGCCUAUUACAGUACUAGUAGUAGUAGUAGUAGUAGUAGUAGUAAUAGUCUUCGCCAUGCUGAGGACAGUCCUUCCAUCGAAGACGAAAAAGCCCUUAUGCACCUCUUAUCCCUCCCCUUCGACUUGGUUUACACUGCCUUGACAGAUUUCAAAAAUAAUGCACUACCCGCCGAGAAAAAAGAGGCUACCGUCUUGAACUUGCUUACAACCAUAGUAACAGCAAUCCAUAACCCUGAUCGUUGCCCACAAUUUUUUCAACAAGUGAUAGAUGUAGCAUUUUCAACCACCUUGCCAUUCAUCACGUCCAACUUUAUUGAUUACCCAGAAAUCCGUCGAAAUUUCUAUAGCCUGUUGAAAGUAUUGAAUGAAUGCUGUUUUAUGUAUUUGUUUCAAACAUCUUCUUUAUUUCAGUUAAACAUAGACAGCAUAUUAUGGGGCACAAAACAUAACCUAUCGGAUAUCUCUCAUCUCGCCCUUCAGAUAUGUUUACAUAUGAUAAACUUUGUACCUCAGAUAGAAGAUGAAGACAUAUCUAGUCUCUUUUUUGAGCGCUAUUAUGUACGCAUUCUAACAGAUAUACUGGAAGUGCUGGUGGAUCCUGAUUGUAGAAACGGGUUCGAAUAUCAAAGUCAAAUAUUAGCAAGAAUGCUGGCUCUCGUUCAAGAAGGAGAGAUUUACACGCGUGUCUUUCCUCCUGAACAAGUGUCAGAUCCGCUCAUGUCGAACGUUGACUUUUUACAGCAGUAUGUUUUAAACCUCCUUUGCAACGCAUUUCCAUUAUUACAAAGGGAUCAAAUUGAAGUACUUGUCAAGGGCAUGUUUGAUUAUAGCGACGACUUGGAGAGAUUUCAAAAAGAUAUCAGGGAUUUCCUGAUUGAUAUCACAGAAGUGGGUGAAGCAGGAGAAGGACAAAAACGCGAGCAAGAAGAACUAAAUGCAGAAUUAGAAUUGCUGAGAGAUCUAUGAUCUAUCCGACGACGACGACUCUCACAUAGUUUAAAUAAAGUCUAUUUGCUUUUGUGCUUUCUAGGAUGUUGUUCAUUGUUGAUGUUGCUUGCUAUCCCCACUUUUACCCGAUCAGGACGUUAGAUAGUUAUCGUUCAUGUUAUCAAUAAACGCCCUUUGCAAGUGUGUAGGUGCAUGUCCCUUUAUUGGGAAUGUCUUGCAACACUUUUUUUUUCCCUUCUUCCAAUGAAUGAUACUCAAUCGAUAUAUAUCUUACAAGCACAACGUGAAU
This is a messenger RNA of Mycotypha africana, 3569 nucleotides long. Its product is annotated as CRM1 C terminal-domain-containing protein. Gene Ontology annotation, biological process: protein export from nucleus; ribosomal large subunit export from nucleus; ribosomal small subunit export from nucleus. The record is from RefSeq and is a predicted model, not a curated record. Gene Ontology annotation, cellular component: cytoplasm; nucleus. The transcript is spliced from 13 exons. Lineage: Eukaryota; Fungi; Mucoromycota; Mucoromycetes; Mucorales; Mycotyphaceae. Gene Ontology annotation, molecular function: nuclear export signal receptor activity; small GTPase binding. Bases 41 to 3298 code for a protein of 1085 amino acids.